Molecule: messenger RNA, 1128 nt
Organism: Cylindrotheca closterium
Lineage: Eukaryota; Bacillariophyta; Bacillariophyceae; Bacillariales; Bacillariaceae
Source: the annotation of a GenBank genome assembly
AUGGUAGUGCCAAAUACGAAAGGCACUCGCAACCGAUGGCAACGUUGCAAGCAGGGAGUCAUCAUCGGUUUGGUGUUCAUUCUCCUCCUGAUUAUAUUGCCUCAACAGGAACGAUUGGAACUUCAAGAACUGACAAACGAAUUCUUGUCGGCUUCCAAGCCUAGUGUCGUUGAUAGUAGUCUGACGAUUACAGCCAAGGUGGCGAAUAAUAUUACCAUGCAACGACCACAACAGGGUGAUGAGAGUAUCCAAGAUACUACUACCACUACUACUACGACUACGACUACGACGCCAGUGGAGGUGGAAGGAUGGCGAAAGACCUUACCCCUUGCCAACUUUACAGCUACCACCGAUACUCAAUACGAGGUUUGCUUUGUCACAUCCGUCUAUGCCUCUUUUCUCCAACAAGCCGAUCGGCCACCAACAGUGCAAGCGAUACAAGACCAGAACCCAUCCUUUCGAUUUUUUGCCUUUAGUAACUUGCCAAAUUUGGAGGCGCCGGGAUGGAAGUUGCGUGUCAAAAUACUAGAUCAAUAUUAUAAGCGUCAAAUUACCCAGAGUCGAUGGGCCAAGUUCAUGGCGUGGGAGGAUCCUGAAAUCUCAUUGUGCCAAGCAGUGAUUUAUAUGGAUGGAUUUUGUCGGCCCAAGGCAAAGCAUGCCGAGCGAUACAAGCGAAUGGCCAAGGCCAUUGUCGAUUCCCCACAAGGUCUCUUUCAAAACAAGCACGAGGUCAACAAGGGACCCAUGCACGAAUUGAAUCGCAUUCUGACCAAGAAAAAGGAUAUACUCCCAAAUGUACAAGCCUCCAAAGCCUGGCUGUUGCAACAACCAGAUUUUGAUGAUGCCAAGAUUCCCAUGUAUGUCAACACCUUUAUUGGGUACAACCCAAAGAAUGAACACUUUCGGCAAGUGGCUCGAUUCUUUUGGGAUCGGUAUUCACUCGAAUUGGAUUCGUGGAGGGAUCAACCAUUGUGGUCGUAUGCCUUGCACAAGCACAAGAUGCAUCCGACUCGACUGGGAACCUACAAGAUGCUCUUCCAGCAAGUCUUUCGAAACAUGGGUCAUGCGGGACACCGGUACAACAAAAGGGCAGACUCGAAUGCACAGACGACUUUGGACACCAACUAG